Messenger RNA from Misgurnus anguillicaudatus (oriental weatherfish), 4614 nucleotides. The record is from RefSeq and is a predicted model, not a curated record. NCBI's taxonomy places the organism in Eukaryota, Metazoa, Chordata, Actinopteri, Cypriniformes, Cobitidae.
AGCGGUUUCUGUGAGGUCCUCAGGCGUUGUAUAUGCGCCUCCUUUUGUGCUUCUCUACUCAAGAUGGCUCCCGUUUUAGAGAAGCUACUGGGCGCUGUCGGGACGGGCGACACUAUGGAAAACAGUAACGAGGAUGACGAUGGACAAAACCUCUGGUCUUCAAUUAUAAGCGAAGUUUCCACACGCUCCAGCACCAAAUUGCCAUCUGGGAAAAAUAUAUUAGUUCUAGGUGAGGAUGGUUCAGGAAAAACAACACUCAUGACGAAACUCCAAGGAGCUGAGCACAAUAAAAAAGGCAGAGGUCUGGAAUACUUGUACCUGAAUGUCCAGGAUGAAGACCGAGAUGAUUUGGCUCGCUGCAGUGUAUGGAUUCUUGAUGGAGACCUGUACCACAAAGGCUUAUUGAAGUUUGCAGUAACCGCUGACUCGCUAAAAGACACUCUGGCAGUGUUUGUGGUGGACAUGUCACGACCUUGGACCAUCAUGGAGUCACUGCAAAAGUGGGCGAGUGUGCUACGCGAACAUGUGGACAAACUGAGGAUCCCACCUGAGGAAAUGAAAGAGAUGGAGCAGAAGAUUGUAAGGGCCUUCCAGGAGUACGUAGAACCAGAGGAUGCCACUUCAGGUUCCCCCCAGAGACGAGCCCCAGCCACUGCAGGAGAAGAUGACAGUGUACUGCUACCCCUAGGAGACAACGUCCUCACACACAACUUAGGCAUUCCAGUGCUAAUAGUUUGCACAAAGUGUGAUGCUGUCAGUGUAUUGGAGAAGGAGCAUGACUACAGGGAAGAGCAUUUUGACUUUAUUCAGUCACACAUCCGGCGGUUCUGCUUACAUUAUGGAGCCGGCUUGAUUUACACGUCUGUCAAAGAAGAAAAAAACCUGGACCUCCUCUACAAAUAUAUUGUGCACAAAAUAUAUGACUUCCAGUUUGCCACGGCUGCCUUAGUGGUGGAAAAAGACUCUGUGUUCAUUCCGUCCGGAUGGGACAAUGAGAAAAAAAUUGCCAUCCUGCAUGAAAACUUUACAGCGGUUAGACCUGAAGAUCCCUUUGAGGACUUCAUAACGAAACCUCCAGUCAGAAAGUUGGUGCAUGACAAGGAAAUCAUUGCUGAGGAUGAGCAGGUCUUUCUCAUGAAGCAGCAGUCAUUGUUAGCCAAGCAGCCAGCCACACCAACAAGAGGAACAGAGUCUCCUGCCCGGACUUCAUCUGGUUCACCUCGGCCAACGGGCCGGACAGGCCCCACCAAUGUGGCCAGUGUCUCACCCAUGACUGCAGUGAAGAAACCAGACCCCAACAUGAAAGGAGCAGCAGCAAAUGAGGGAGUGCUGGCCAACUUUUUCAACAGUCUGCUGAGUAAAAAGACAGGGGGGCCAAACAGUCCUGGGACACCGGGGGCAGGAACAGGGGUACAGGGUUCUGCCAAAAAAACAGGGCAGAAGCCGGGUUUGACUGACGUCCAGGCAGAACUGGACCGAAUGACUCGUAAACCUGACUCUAUGGUAACAGCCAACACCCCAGCGACAGAGAACGAGGCAUGAGCACGCCUACGACGUCCACUCUGGAUAUCAACAUAAAGGAGCAAAAAAAAUGCUAUUCAUGACCAAAACUCUCCCCCAGCUUGUGUGUCUUUCAGCAAAAUAGACCAUGGUUUACCGAAAGUGUUGGGAUUUUGUAUGAAAAUAUAGGCCCUGAUGUUAUGGGGGAAUGAAAGGUAGAUAUUUAAAAAAAAAUUCAACUGCUUUUUGUUUCUUUAUAUUUUCAGACCUGUUUGUUUGUUUGUUUAUUUGUUUUGUGGUGAAUAAUUUUUGGUGAGGCAUGGCAAGUCAGUAAAUGGGUGCAGUCAGACCUCUGCAUUGUGGGGCCUUGCUUAGCUUGGGGAAUUUUAACCCUAUCCAAUCCCUCCUCCUGGGCAAGCACAGAAACGCUCUGCUGCAUUGAAUGACAGCAGUGGCUUUAAAAGUGCCGCAAUCAGCUACAACGACUGCUUCAAAGCAUAAAUAUACUGAAACAAACACUUGCAAAAUAAUUUAUACUUGCAAAAAGUAUAUGGUAUGUAAAAUACAUAUAUGCUGAUGUAUUUAUAAAAAAUGAAAGCAAAUCAAGCUUUUAUCUUCUCUGUGUUUUAUCAGUGAGAUGUUAAGCUUCUCUUAACAGUCAGCAUCACUGAUGUCACGACACUAAUGACAGUACCGAUUGGCCUUCACAUUUAAAAACGGCAGACCUUGCCGCACCGCCUCGUCGGAUGAUGUAAAUAUGUGCUAAAUAUUUGCAAUACAAGCUUCGAUUUGAUUUUUGUAUAAAAUUUAAUUAUUUUAACAAUUUAUGAAGAACUAUUUCAGAUGAAACAAGCAUUGAGUAACAGGCUGAGCAUUUUCUUUUGGCUUUGGUUGUUUUUUGGAGGAGAGGGGCAGGGCGGCAUCUUUACUAAAAUAACUCCCAAGUGCCUGGCACAGUAUACUGUUUGUGUCAUAGUGGAGGUCCUUGUCUCCAAAAGAGAAAUUGCACUGCAUCAUCAACGGUCAAUGGAUUUGUACGGCUUCAUGUAAUUUAUUUGUUUUGCUUUGGAAACGCAAGUCUGUGGUAAUUGCUUUUCAGAAAAAAUAAUGUCUAUUUUGCUUACUUCAGUGGCCUAUAUAUUGUUUGCCUUUUUUGUGCUUAUUUUUUGCUACCAUAGGGAGCUUGCCUUUUUUGGAAUUUCAAAAUAUCCUCUAACAUAAUUAUAAUGUUGGUCGGACAUUUUCUCCAACCCCCAAAAAGAAAUUGUAAUUUAAACCACUAGCACCAUUCUCAUUUGGCCAAGUGAUGACUGUAUGUGUCACUCAAAAUAAGUUGACAGUUCAUACAAAUGAGAUUUCAGUAUGUUUACCAGUUGUUAUUUUUUAUGAUGUAAGGAGUCGGACCAUACAGCUAUUAAUGUAAAACAUUCCCUGUUCUGCACAGUGUAGAUAUUCUGUAGGCAAAUUCUGCCACGUGAUUUUGUGCCCUGCCUCGGUGCCCACUGGAAGUGACAACUUUGCCUUUAAUGUAGCAUUCACUGUUGUCACUCCACAUGCUCUGUCUCUUUACUCAGGGUAGAUCUGAGUCCAUACCACAGCCUUGUUCAUAUUCACAAUGAGUUGCUUAAUACAUUUCUCAACAUUUUCUUCCAUCACUGAUACUGUAUCAUUGAAUUUUUUGCAUUUUGUUUUUGACUGAACAUGUAACAAAAUUAGCUGGUUUAUGAGUUUUUGGAACUUGACCCGUGAUCUAAAAGCUUGAUGUAAUGGUUUUGAUUCCUUAGGUUUCUUAACCUCGGUUUUGAGUAAUUGUAAGCGGGCUAGCUAAAGUGGCUUUUAAAUUCUCAUAAAAUUUUCAGAUAAAAAAGGAAAACGGAAAGUAUUGGAAUCUGUAACCAAAGAUGUAGAAUCCACGUUAUGUUUUUGUCGAGUAGCUGCCCGAAAUUCCUCCCGGGGGGCCUCUCUUUCGGCUUGGCCUGGAGAAGCCAUCAUUUCAAAAUGGAUCCUUCUGCUUACUGUGGUGUUCUGUGUCAGAAAAUUCCAUAAGUCCUUGUCCUUUUUAAAGCUCUUCAAGGGAAUACAUAACAAGAUGUGUAGAAUUCGUUGUUGUUUUGCAUGAGCUUGUAGGAAAAGAAAAAUCUUACCAAAUUAGAGAUAUGGGUCUCGAAUAGGAUUAAAUCUUAAUGCUAUCUAAUACUACUUAACAGUUUCCAUUUAUGAUGGGCAGGGCUAAAGCACUUGCUGAUACUCAAGCACAACAUUAUGUCAGGACUAUAUACCUCUUGUUUUAGUGGUUAUUCAUCUAUUCAGUGUAAGUGCUUCCUGGGCUGCAAUUAUGGAAGCCUUUAUUCACAUAUAAUGCUCCAGCUGCUUUGAAACCACUUAAUAUAAUCUUAAAUGCACUUAAUUCAUUGCAUUCUUAUUGCUGUGUGACUGAAAUCUCACCGUCUAAAUCCCACUGUCACAUUCCUGUACACAUAACUAACAAACCCCCCAGUGUUCAUUCAUACUUGUUAAUUUGUUAAAAGCAACAUAUUGUUCGAUUUUUUUUUUUCCAACGGUUGUGUUUUAUUUAACACAAAUUUGAUGGCAACUGAUUUUAAUUUUUAGCUUGAUGUAAAUGUAGACUAAAUUUAAAUGAACUAAGAAAUUGAAAAACGAACUAGUUGCACCUGAGAUGCCUGAAGUACUUGAAAAAGCUUCCUAAUGUUUUCCCAAAGGAGAAUAUACACAACACAUGUUGAUGUUCUAGGGGUGCCCACCAAACGUUUUCAGCUUCAAUAAUUCCCCUCUCAGUUGGGAAUGGUUGCAGUUAUAUAAGGAACAACACAUUUUGUAUGCAUUUUAUUCGGUCUAGCUGGAUUAUCCUUCUAUUAUGCACUUACCCCUGUACGUAAGAAAAUGUUGAGAAAAUGCUUUGACUUCCAAACUUUUCUAUACAGGAACUUUCUAUUUACACAAAGGACUGUUUUGUGCUGUACAUUAAAUUGAGUCUGAUUGUAAGGCUUUAACCUGUUGCAGUGUGCAACUAUGUGGAAUCUUGCUUUUAAUGCAAACAAAGAAAAGGAAAUGUCUUUUUUCAGUCCCGGCUUAAAUAAAAUCUAAAUCCAAACA